This is a messenger RNA of Trypanosoma rangeli, 711 nucleotides long. RefSeq names its product ubiquitin-conjugating enzyme. Lineage: Eukaryota; Euglenozoa; Kinetoplastea; Trypanosomatida; Trypanosomatidae. The transcript has a single exon. The record is from RefSeq and is a predicted model, not a curated record. Bases 1 to 711 code for a protein of 236 amino acids.
AUGUCCAUCACCGCCACCACGAUGCGCCUCAUUAUGCGCCAGAUCCAAGACAUUGAGAUGAACCCCACCGAUGGCGUGCGCAUUCACAAGUCCGACAACCUGAACGAGUUGUUUUUUGACAUCACAGGGCCGGAGGGAACCCCGUUUGCCGGCGGCGUCUUUCACGUCGCGCUGUACUUUGAGAAGGGGUACCCGGAGGUGCCCCCGCGUGGGGCCUUCCGCACAAAGAUUUUUCACCCCAAUGUGGCGGAGAAGGGAGACAUUUGCGUGAACGUGCUUAAGCGGGACUGGAAUCCGAGUCUUGGGCUACGUCAUGUGAUCAUGGUGAUCCGCUGCCUCCUGAUUGAGCCAAACGCAGAGAGCGCGCUGAACGAGGAGGCGGCUCGGCUUCUUCUUGAGGAUUAUGACGCCUACAGACGGAAGGCGGAGAUGAUGACUAAAGUGCACGCCAUGAAGGGUGGCAGGCCACCGAAGGGCACUCGGUCGUUGCCUUCCGACAAAAGCAGAGAAAGUGGUCCGCAGCUUAUUGGAGGCACCGCCGGCAUAGGCGGUGCCAGUGCGUGUGUAGUAGAGGGCGUCGGGGGCUCGCAACUCCGUAACACGUCGGAGUCGGCGCUGAACAACAGAAGCGCUGAGGGCGGUAAUUCCUCGACAGUUGUUGCUUCCACCAAAGCAGUGGAAAAGAGACGUGUGGUCGUCAGGCGCAUCUGA